Siniperca chuatsi (mandarin fish) is the source of this 3556-nucleotide messenger RNA. RefSeq names its product regulator of microtubule dynamics protein 2. Gene Ontology annotation, cellular component: mitotic spindle pole; spindle microtubule; cytoplasm. NCBI's taxonomy places the organism in Eukaryota, Metazoa, Chordata, Actinopteri, Centrarchiformes, Sinipercidae. Gene Ontology annotation, molecular function: microtubule binding. The transcript is spliced from 11 exons. The record is from RefSeq and is a predicted model, not a curated record. The coding region runs from base 287 to 1516 and encodes 409 amino acids.
GAAAGUGAGCAAUUUAAUGCGUUCUAACCGUUUAACCUUGGCGAGUAACUUUGUUUUGAGUGUUAGCACAACGUUUGGGGACUGGCGACUUUUAACGUUAGCUAGCUAGCAGCAGACUUUGUUAUUGACACCUAACUAACAUAAUUCAUCUUAAUAAUGAAAAUAUUAAAUUAAUAAAGAUACCACAUGCUCGAGACCCCGGCAGCCAUUGAAUUUGUCAGUGUGUUCAGGCUUUAUUGAGCUGCUCUUACUCUCUGACUGUUGGCUAACACGCUCGGCCUGCAGGAUGGCCCAGGCAGACAGCAAGGUGCUGGUUCUGGGAGUGUUGGCUGGAGUGGCUGGAAUCAGUUUGGCUGUGGUGUGUUACCAGGGCUUUAGGUCACGACGAAGAGCCUCGUGGCCGAGGUUCUCCCUUAACCGCACUAAUGAACAGCGGACCGGCGUCACGUUGAUGGAUGGUCCAGGUCUGCCCAGGGGUCAGGCUGAGGUGCUGGAGCGCCUUGAGGCCCUGAUCCAGUGUGUGUCUGAGCUGAAGGAUGAGAUGAAGUCGUUGAAGAAUGCUCUGCCAGUACUGCAGGACCAAGUCAGGGAGGAGCUGAGGGGACGCAGUGAGGCGCGUCGAGCCAGCCCUCUCUGCAGGACCACACCAACACGAAGGAAAAGGGCUGCAGGCACCCUCACUGGGGCCAGAGCUGAGGGUCAGAGCUCAGAGGAAGCAGAAAGUGAGGGAGGGUAUAUGACUGCAUUGACAGACUCUGAGGAAGAAGAGCUAAGUGAUGCAGAACAGAGGGAUGAAGAACAACCUGCAGACAAGUUGUCUGUCCUCCUUGAGAGGAUUGACCGUUUGCAUCAGGGCUCUGAAUCUGACAAAAGAGAAAGUCUCAACCUCCUUUUGGAGCAGAGAGAGGAGUUUGGACAGAACUCAACAUUUCUUUGGCGGCUAAGCCGAGCUUACUGUGAUGUUCAUGACAUCAGCUCCACUCUGGAGGAGAAGAAGACCCAUGCAGAAACCGGGAAGAAAGUUGGUGAGGAGGCAGUGAGCCUGAACCCUACAUGUCCUGAAAGUCAUCAGUGGUAUGCCAUCAUGUGUGGAAUUAUGGCAGAAUAUGAUACAGUACAGAACAAAAUAAAGAACGGAUACAUCUUUAAGGAUCAUCUGGAUAAAGCCAUUGAGCUGAAGCCACAAGACCCCAUGUCCUACUACCUGCUGGGCCGCUGGUGCUACGCUGUGGCUCAGUUAUCAUGGAUUGAGAGGAAAGUUGCUGCAACAUUAUUUGGUGAGCCUCCAAGUGCCACAGUUGAAGACGCACUGAAGAAUUUUCUUAAGGUUGAGGAGAUCAGUCCAGGAUAUUCCAAACUCAACUAUGUGUUUCUAGCUAAGUGCUACAAAGACCUGGGGCAGAGGGAUAAGGCUAGGAAAAUGUGUGAAGCUGCUUGUUCAAAGAAUGCUGUGUCCAAGGAGGAUGAAGAGGCACAAAAGGAGCUGGACUUACUCUACCCAGCGCUUGGACUGUGAUGGCAGCAAUCGCACAUUCUUUUGGAAAUGUAUUUUCCAUGUGCUACAGGUGUGUGUGGGGUGGAUAUAGUGUGUAUUGAGAGGUCAUUGUGUUAAUUCACUCUGUGAGUGGAGGGAGGUGUGCUGUGGCAUUAUAUCAUCAGUGGGAGCAACAGGCUUCCACAGUCAGAACCAUAUGUAGUUUUUUUAAUCAUAAGUUCAAAUAUAUAUAUAUAUCCCAGUCGAUGUACUGUAUGUGUACAGCAGUAGCACACAUUCUCUCUCAGAGGUCUGAGUGCACUGAUAGCGAGAGUCACUCCAGUGUGUCUCAAAGGAUACCAAGUUUCCUUGGCAACAAAGACCUGUCGCUUUUUGGGAAAGUGACCCGCAGGACUUGCUGUUCUUUCCUGUUCCGUCCUGUUUUUUGGUGCGUCUCCCACCACAUAGUUCAAGUGGCAAUAACAAAAGCACAUCAGACAAUGGCGCACCCAAAUAAAGAUCUUGGAAUGCUGUGACCACUGGACGACCUCUUGCCCUGAGCAUGAGUGCUCACUGGUUACAUUUGCAUGCAGGCUUUGUAAAAUUAUUUGAUAAUGCAGUUGUCACACAUAUGUGACAACUGCAUGUAUGUCCAAACUCCACUGAAGACUACGAAUACGAUACGAAUAUAUCAGUUUAAGCGAGUUUCCUAACAUUUUUUAACCCUGGGUUAUUAACUGACCCUGGAUAUUUGAUUUUCAUAAUUUCUGACUAUACACCAGAUGUCCUCAGAUUAAUGUGCUCUUUUGCAUGUUUUUCCAGAUCAUUGACAACAAACCUCUAAGACAGGCUGAGCAAAGAACCCAUAAGUGAUUUCAAGGUUGCUUCUUUAAAUCAAAGUCUCAGUACAUAACCCCCCCGCACAGGUGUUUUUGAGCAAAUCCAGGUUCCUCUGGGAACCUUUCAGGAAGGUUUCUCUUCCUGGAGGAGUUCCUAAAUCCUUUUUUCCCACAUGUUCCUUUUUGAACGUUUACAUGGAGCUUUUGACUCCCUUACAUUUUCUUGGUCUUAUAUUGUUUAAAUAUUUGUAAUCUACAGUCAGUUUUAUUGAGGCAUCUGUUUUAUUAUGAACUUUUGCAGUGUCAGAAAGUAAGCACACUACUCGUACUUGGUACGCCAAGUUAAAGGGUUUAAUGUUUAUAGAAGGCUCCUGUUACACUACAUAUACUGCAUAUACAACACCUAAUUGUCCUGGUUAUGGUUCAGUUAAGGUUUUGCUCAGGUUUCAAUUAAUGUAAAAAACACCCCGUUAAGUCCACGUCCACAAUUUUUCAUACAUAUAGUGACAAAAGAUCAUCAUCAUCAUCAUCAUCAUCAGGCCUCAGCAGUACACUGACAGACAAAUAACAUAGUAAGAUGAAGGUGUUUAAAAAAAAUGACCUUACUGGUGUGCGUGUAAAUGGAGUCCUUGACGGGGAAACUGGAGAGCAGUUUUUUUGUCGCCUGUAUUUCUCUCUGUAACAGAAAGGUUGGACCGAUGGCUCUCUAAUGACUAAAGCAGAGCAUGAUGUGAUGGUGCAUACGAUUGCAUUCCAUGCUAGAUAAUGACACUAAAAUGUGAUCCGAUCAGGCUGAAGCAAUGUUUAAAUGUUUAAUUUUAUUGCUGUCUUAUGCAUUCCUAAUUAUUUUACACUUGUUAAUGUUUCUACUCAAUCUUGUUAAGUGAAAUGCAUUUUAGACAUGCAUAUUGUAUGAAACCACGAGGCUUUAGUUUUGUGUACUGUUGAGAUUUGUUUUGGAGCGGCCUAUGGGUUUAGAGUCUGAUUCAUUUAAUUUCAUGUUAAGACUACGUGAAUUGUGAAAAUUACAAGAAGAAUUGUUUUUAUGUCACUUUACAGAUUUUUCUACGAGCACUCUGAAUGUAUUUGAUUUUCUUCAAAUGCCAAAGCAGAUACAAUAUUCCUCAAGGUUAUAUCAAAUCUGAUACACUACAUAGAGAUUAUACUGUACAGUAUCAUAGGCAUUGUGUGCACUAAAUGAUUAACGGUACUGGAGUCAAUAAUUAAAUCUGUGCAAUCCUGA